AUGGAAAGACUUCGUUUUCAAAGCCCAUUUAUUGGCUUGGACAAUGACCCUGGGAAUCGGCUCCUGAAAGUGGAGUGUGAGACUUCAGAAGUCCCACUCGUUGUAGCGAUGGCUGAAGGUGUCGAGAUGGCAGUCUGCGGCUUUACAGAAUACAGAGCCCUGCAUUCUCGCAAAGGAUACAUCGUCAUUGCAGCUGUCAGCGUGCAUCCCCGCACGAUGAAGAUAAAGUUCCACUGGUCUGGGUUGGGGUGUUGGGGCUGUGUGGUUAGUGUUCUUCCCUGCAGACGAGUUGCCACAUGGUUUAACCAGCUUGCUAGGAAGAUCGGCAGGAGGAAGGCCCGUCAGGCAAAGGCUCGUCGCAUUGCUCCAUGCCCAGUGUCAGGGCCAAUCCGACCCCUUGUGAGGUGUCUCACUGUUAGGUACCACACGAAAGUUCGUGCUGGCAGAGGAUUCACCUUGGAAAAGCUGAGAAUGGCUGGCAUCAAUAAAAGGGUUGCCCGGACAAUUGGGAUCAACACGUCCACAGAAUCCCUGCAGGCCAACGUGCAGAGACUGAAGGAGUAUCGCUCCAAACUUAUCCUCUUCCCAAGGAAGCCCUGUGCACCCAAGAAGGGAGACAGCUCUCCAGAAGAACUCAAGAUGGCAACUCAGCUCUCUGGACCUGUUAUGCCAAUCAGGAACGUUUACAAAAAGGAAAAGGCCCGUGUUAUCUCUGAGGACAAGAAGAACUUCAAAGCCUUUGCCAGCCUGCAUAGGGCCUGGGCAAAUGCCCGUCUCUUUGGAAUCUGUGCUAAACGAGCCAAGGAAGCUGCAGAGCAGGAUGUGGAGAAGAAGAAAUGAACUGUUCUCCCUCGA
This is a messenger RNA of Caretta caretta (loggerhead turtle), 855 nucleotides long. The record is from RefSeq and is a predicted model, not a curated record. NCBI's taxonomy places the organism in Eukaryota, Metazoa, Chordata, Testudines, Cheloniidae.